GUCCCGUCCAGGCGAGGCGGGGGGACAUCAGGGGUGAUCAGCACCCUCGGGGAGCCCUGCAUGGCUCUGGAAGCAGCCCCUCUCGCCCCCAGGUCAUCGAGAACUGCCCCGUGACCGGCAUCCGUGUGCGGACCGAUGACUUCGGGGUGCGGCGGGUCGCAGCCGUGGAGACAGAGCACGGCUCCAUCCAGACGCCCUGCGUGGUCAAUUGUGCAGGAGUGUGGGCCAGCGCUGUGGGCCGGAUGGCCGGAGUCAAGGUCCCGCUGGUGGCCAUGCACCAUGCCUACGUCGUCACCGAGCGCAUUGAGGGGAUCCAGGUACAUAGACUGUGGGAGGCGCAGGGACCUGGCUCUGAGCCCUAGCACUUGGCAGGGGGCUCGCCACCCUGAGCCUCAGCCACCUCAUCUGUGAAAUGGGCAUCAUAACCCCGGGUGUUUGCGGUGGGGUGACGGUUAAAUGAAGUAACACGGGUGUGACCCUGCUGGUGCUGACCCCCUUGACCCUCGGGGCACAGCUCCGCACUGACGCCCAUGGUUGUCCUGCCUGGUGCAGUCAGUCAGUGCUUUGCCAUGUUCUGUGCCCCAGGUACCUCUUCGGGGGACCCCCGUGUGUCUGCGUCCCCCAGAUAUGCCCCGGGUGCCAGUCCUGGCACGGAUUCCCCACCCUCAGGUCCUCCCCAAGGGAGACCCCUCCACCCCUCCAGCCCUCCGUCCUUCACCCCUUCAUCCCUCCCUCCCUCCCUUCACCCCUCCACCCCUCCCUC
Molecule: messenger RNA, 763 nt
Organism: Herpailurus yagouaroundi (jaguarundi)
Lineage: Eukaryota; Metazoa; Chordata; Mammalia; Carnivora; Felidae
Product: sarcosine dehydrogenase, mitochondrial-like
Exons: 2
Cellular component (GO): cytoplasm; mitochondrial matrix; mitochondrion
Molecular function (GO): sarcosine dehydrogenase activity
Source: RefSeq, a predicted model, not a curated record